ACGUGGUGGCAAAAAUAGUACUAGUAGUGGAGAUCGAAGUGGCGGAACUGAAACAGGAACAACAGCGACGUCCGCAGAACUACACACAGGAUACUCACCACCAGGUGCGAACCCUCAGCAACUGCCUCUUCCACCUGCCAAAGACGGAAAUCUGUUGCAAGGAAAUGCAGGGGUUGCCUUUGCUUCAGUGUUAUCGCCGAAAAUGCAAGCUUCGUUAUCGCCAAAGAUGAAGAGACUAAGGCCUACUUGUUGAUACUGUACUGUAGAGUCCUCACAGAUUGAUAAUUAUAAACCCCUGCCCCUCUAAAAAUGGCAGAAGAGGAUGACCAGUUUGUGGGCCGUCGGGCCUCGGGGUCGCGGCGCUCUGCAGUUGUAACUAGCCCAUUUUCCUCAGUCUCCCUUACUAAAGGUUUUCCCUCUAAAAAUGGCAAUGCAACAGGGCAAAGACCAAUCUCCGCAGAUGAAGAGGAUGACCAGUUUGUGGCAGCGAAACAUGGGUAAAGUCUGUACGAGUAUGCGGGAUUGGCGGAAGAUUAAGGCUUGGCUAGGGUUGCGAAGACAGGUUUGAGGAUUUGAGGCUGGAUGCCUUGUACCUCGUCAAAACGGACAGCAGUGAGCAUCGUCAGCUUCGUCAGAUCGUCUUGACCGUGUCAUCUUCAUGGAUGGGUUGUAGCUCCCGGGUGCGGGAGUCGGAGGGCUUAGGGCUCGUGGGUUGUUUUCAGCUUCGUUCUCUAAGAGGAGGAAUCACUGCACACAGGAGAAAAACGUGUUUAUCAUAGUCGGUGGAUACCCUGACAUGAGGCGGGCGUUGCUGAAUCGUGGCUGGGUCGAGAACACGGAUCCGACGUCGAGGUUUUUUGAUUUCAUCUUCACCCUGAAAGCUGGCGACAUCGACUACGAUAGAUUGGAUUAAGGCUGUAGGUAAUACUAAUUCAUCUUUGACCGGGCGGAUGCGGAUCGUUGAAAAGUAGUAUGGGGGACUUUACCUCCAUUUUAUUUGACAAAACGUGGUCAAAGGCAAAAGAGAGAGUAUUACAGGGAAAUACGACUCCGUCCGACUCCCUCAUACUUUUCAAGGAUGCUACAGGGAAGAUGAUUUAGGGAGAGCUCUAAGCGGAUGCAAAUCAAACAGCUAACCACUUUCAACGCAAUCGAGAGAUCACCACGAAGCUUGGUUUGACGAUGAACCUGAAAAGUAAUGCUGCUUGGCUUCCACCGGUUGUUAAGGCGCAACGAGUUACUCAUUCCAAGAAAAAACUAAAACAUUUUCUCCUGCUAAACUUCUUAGGGUUCUGAACAAAUUACAAAUAAGAUAAGAUGAAUAACGGGAAGAAGUUGUGAAUUGUUUCGAGCUCUAAGGUUUGAAAUACAGUGUAUAGAACGGCCAGGACAGCCAGAUUGAAAGAUCAAGAAGCAGCAGCAAAGCUACAAGACCAAGAAGAUGAAACUGGUAGCGGUGCCAAAGAAAAAGAUGAUGGAGAUGGUGGGAGUACUACCGCAUCCGGGUCAAGUUCUUCAGGUGGAAGUAGUGGUAGUACUACAAUGUCCGCUAGAGGGUCAUCUUUCAGUGCGUCGAGUAGGGCUACGUCAAAAGCGACCACAGAGGGGAACGGGAAUGUAUGGCACGUCAGAGAUCGACGAUGUCCUACUUAGUUUCUAUCUUCAAUGAAUGGGAAUAGCGACCACCUUCAAGAGUAAGAAAAAGCAUUUAGAAUGGUCUCGUAGAGGGUACAAUAGAAGCAUGUUCUUCCAACGUUGCUAACUACUAGUAUGAAUCAAUCUAUUUUUUAAUUGUACAAUCACGACAGACCUAUCUCUAACGACUACUAGUACGACCGGAAAUCGGGAGGCUCCAAAACGUAAAACAACUGCAGCUGAGCUGUUGUAUCAAGGAACUAUUGAAGCAGAGCUAGGGGCUCUCCAGGGAGGUGGACAACAGAACAGCUUCCUCUCGAUUAGUGCCAUAACUUAAGGCGAGGUAGACAUUCACUAUCUACUUCUACAGCGUGAAGUAUCCAGAGGGUCGCCGUAUCCUGCUACUUUGACUGUUAUUUAUUAAAGCUGAACGGGUUACGGUUAGUACAGCUGUAGUACUUGUUCCAUCCAUCUAAAAGUGAAAGGAAGCAUCUCACUACCUAACCACUUCCAUUCAAUUAUCAUUUAAUGCGCUAAAGGACGCAGAAAAUAGAGUCCGUCACAACAAAGUGGAACUUAGCGAAUAGCAUUCUUCAGUGCGACGGCGUGCAGAUGCGCGAUGCAGCACAGGAAUUGAUGAAGGUGAAUCAAGCGAUGGGGGAAAAUUAAGGAACAAGCAACAAGAAAUUCUUAGUUAAGGAGAACGUUCUUAGUUGCUAGUUCAGAAACAAGAAUCACGUUCAGAACGUUCUUAGUGUCUCAGAGGUCAGACCACUACACCUUCAUCGAUUCUAUAGUACGCGUUCUGUUCAUCGAUUCUAAUACACCCAAACCGCAUCUGGAGCUUGCAGCAGUGAUGCCGAAAGUGAAUUCUUAGCCUCUAGUUCUGAAGCCUUUUAUCCGCUUUGUUUCGAUCUCAGCCGUGAGAAAGCCGAAUUCUGUACCGCCUUCCAGAUUUCCAAGUGCCAAUCUAUACUGUGUUAUGAAGAUUUUUUUACCUAUAAACUCGUACCUUAUCACUUUUGUUUUUUUCGGUCUUUUCCUACUUAGCUUGGCUUCACCACGUAUAUUGUGUGAUGAAGAGGACAGGAAAAUAUACAUAAAGCGUACUUUUAGAAGAAUAUUUUAGAGUAGUUUAUAGAACGGAUGUAGGAUGGACUUGGAUGGAUCGGAUGGACCCCCCUGAUUCUUCCGAUCCCACUUGAAAUGGUGGAAAGUCCAUCCGAUCCAUCCGAACCGAUCCAUCCCAUCUCGGAUCUGGCACCCCUAUAAACUGCUCCAAUAUUUAUACAUAGAUUUAGAUAAGUACAGUAGUCGUUCUUAAACUUAAAAUGAAACUACCCACCCAGCAGGUACAAGUUGUUGUUGUUUCCUACACCAGUUUUCAGAUUCAGGAUUAGGACGCUCUUCAUAUCUGUGCUUUUCUCGCUGCUUUCGACCGAUGUAAUGCCAAGGGGGAGCGGAAAGACUCUUUUCUGAGAAAAAAGGAACCGUGGGAACUGGUAAACAAGCCAGCACACUCUGGUGCUGGGGGUUCCUCGAGUUAAGACUUCUUGAUGUCCUAGAAAUUUAAAGAUUCCGCUGAAAGGGAAAUGAGGUACUUAGUUCUCCAAGAGUCAUGAUUAAGAGUGAAAGACCCAUCUCGGUCGAGACAGAUGUUGAGGCAUCUGUAUUAAAAACCGUUGGCUUCUUUACUGAGGGGAAAACACGCCAUCGACGAAGUACAUUCAAUUUCUUGGGAAAUUGAACUUAUAUCAGAGUAGUUUAUAGCACGCAUGGCGCAUGGAGUGCAUGGAGUAGCAUGGAGUGCAUGGGGCGCAGAGCUUUAAGGGGCGCAAGAAGCUCCCCCUUUAGCUCCAUGCUACUCCAUGUGAUCCAUGCACUCCAUGCCAUGCGAGCUGGGGAACCUUAUAAAUUGCUCUGUUAUAUAUUUGCGUAUAAGCAGCUACUUCUAAUCAAGUUCUGCAAAUCCAAUGGACCUUGCCGGCGUAGUAUCUGCAGUAUCAAAAAAGUGGAGGAAUAAGAGCUUCUCACCGAAAAAGACGAAAAACAAAAAUGGGAAGACGUCCUCGUCGUCAUCUCUAGUUAUGUGUCUUGAUAUUGAUUCUUUGUGGAAAAUAAAUAAAAUAAAUGCUCUAACUAUCACUAUCUCGUCCUGGUGCUGACGUACUAGCAGCUGAAAUCGUCCUCGUCUGAACCUAACACCUCCGCGUUCGCGUGAAAUCUUCACGACACUUCCACUUCUUCUUUUUUUCGAUGUCUCUCACUCUCCGAUCGAAUUCGAAACCGUAUUUGUAUUUUCCUACUCACCUGUUUUCCUAUCUCUAUUCACCUCCUACGCAAAUCCAAACCUAAAAACCCCUCUAACCCCUCUGUUCCCGACUCUGACGCCAAAGACGACACUGCAACCGACCGAGAGGGGGAUCCGCCUCCAUUACAGGGCUCUUUAUCUGCAGCUGCUCUCCUCGUCCACCAAUUUCAGGAGAAAAGGCGGAGAUCUUCGUCAAGCUCCAGUGCCUCUAGUCUAUUUUACGGGUAGCUAGGUAGUUAAAGUUAAGGGUACAAGAAAUCCAUCUUCACUGUUAUCUUGGUCCCGUUUUUAAAGGGAAAGGAGACCCAAGAUGCUGCUGAGGAUGGAUUUCGACUAGUUCUAAUAAAGGUGCUUUCGUUACCGUUUGUUAUGGCUCUCUCCCUUAGAUGGGGACAGCCAUAACAAGCGUGGCUAAGAGGGACACCAAAAACCUACAACCUCUAAUUAUUCGAAGUUCGAAAGGAUGAAGAUCAGGAAAAAUUUCAUGCAAGUAUAACGCCUUUCUACACCCACGGCGAAGACAUAGUGAGAAUAGCAUUGAAGUUACGAAAGAGAAUGUAAGAAUGAGAAGUAGAACUAGUUCGUUGUAGAAGUAGUUUUUCAUCAAUAAUCCUAAGACGUAGUUUUUUCAUCAAUAACCCUAAGCUCGUUGUAGAAGUAGUUCUUUUUCAUCAAUUAUCCUAAGUAUUUCGCGAAGAUACCGAUAUGCUGGUGCUGGACAACAACUAUAUCCUAUCCUUCGAAGUUGUGGCGACGCUCUCUCCUUAUUAUAGUCGAAGUAGUUCCCGCAUCGCUCCUGCUUAGAGGAAAAAGAGAGUAGACCUUUUCCUGUAGUCUUGGUCAUGUACGUGUAAUGUUUAUGCUAGUCCUACUUACCACCUAUACCUCUUCUAAAACACGUCUGCAAAAGAGCCUUGCUCGACCACGACGACACCUUGGAUGAUCCUGGUUCUGCGGAAGUACGAGGAUCUAUGCUAUUCGACGAGUGGAAGUAUAUAUCUCGAGUUAAUCUAGACGACCCUAGCCAAGUCCUGGACCGGUUGCAAAGGCCGCCAAAGCGCGGCGCCCCACCAUUCUCAGCUAGCUGUUACUAUGUUAUGGCAAGAAGUAGAACAAGAAGGGUGUACUAGUUUUACUGCUCCUGCGGGUGUAGCGAGGGUGUUUUGAUAAUUGAUUCUGCUCAGGAGCCUGAGGGACACGACCUCGUGGAGUCUUCUGGACUGGUGAUGUUGCUGUUUUAGAUCUAAUUCACGACGGAGUAGAGGGCGUCCUCGUCCUCCUUGUUGUGGAUGUUGCAAGAAUUUGUGCGUCUAGCGGGCGUUGUACAACUUGUCUCUACUACUACCACGUCUACCUCCUGAACGUACACAAAAACCAUGAUCUUGAUAGAAAAUUCUAACUGGAACCCUCUGGACAUCCGCACAAAGGAGCUGAAGAGACAGGAAAAGUUAAAGAAGCAGAGACACGAGAAAGACGCGGGGGAUGACAUCACUUAUUUUGCUACCAUGCCAGAUUUCGCAAAAAGGCCGGUUUGUCGGUAUAAAAAUAGAUCAAUGAACAAUAAGUUCACCGAUUUUCACCACAUCGUCCACAUCCACCUGCCCGCUCCUCGCUAAUAUUUCACUUUGUUUCAACCCUGGUUGUACUAAAAAGGAGGUUGACCACGACUAAAAGGAGAAGGACCACGACUAGCGACUACCUACUUCUAAAAGCAAAGAGAAGAAGAAACAGUUUCUAGCAUCUUCUUUACAGGUUUCUCGCUCACGAAGCCAACUCAGUCCUCCAUGAAUUUCAUACGUCGCACUCGUCACGAUGCCUCAUCGGCCCAGCAAAUACAUGGAUUAUCAAGCCGGCUGGAAAGAGUAGGGGUCGUGGCAUAGAGAUGUGUCGAGAAUUGGAUGAGAUCUUGUCAAAGACUGCCAGUGGUCCGUUGCCGAGCUACCUGUAUUCCAGGACACCAGACGAUGGAGAGGAGCUUAGCAAUGUUGGAAAGUAAUGAUUAUACGUGUUUUUUGCUCUGGUAAGCUAAUCAAUCACUUUCUUGAUCUGGUGUCGUAAUCUCCUUUCAUUAUAAAUUCCUUAUGUAUAUCGUAUCUAACAUUGUGGAUUCUCAAACUUGUCGUGUCUUCGUUUAAGAUGUUCGCCCACUAGUAGAACUGAAGAUUCAUUCACAGGAAAAAUUAGUCACGACAGGAGGUCACGUUAAAAGACUUUUACACAAGAAUUACUGUAGUUGUUCCCUUUUUAGACUUUGUUCCCACUUGAUCAUGCCGCUUUUGGUAGUAUCGUUCGUCCACUUAAAAAUUCUCGGACUGCUCGGUCCUACUCCUACCUGAUACAACAACUACAAGGAACUACGACCGCUUUCUCCGUUCUUCCCCUGGAUUGGGUUUACUACUACUACUACUACUACUACUCCACAACCUCAUCCCUCUCUCCCCCCCUAGGUACAUCGAACAGUGGAUCGUGCAGAAAUAUAUUGAACGACCUCUUACAGUAAAGGGGUAUAAGUUCGACAUUCGGCAGUGGGUUCUAGUAACUGAUUGGAACCCGUUAACCGUCUACGUCUGGAAACAACCUUACAUAAGGUUUGCGAGUAACAAAUAUUAUGGACGAUCGAGAUCAGUGGAUGGCUUAGAUCCCGAUGGUUUAGAGGAUCCCGACGGUUUAGAAGAUCCCGGCGGUUUAGGGGCCCGGGGAAGGUGCGCCGCUCUAGUACUCCUCUUGUUCCUCUCCUGUUUCCCAAAUUCUGUGGCAUAGUUGCUCCUCGUUCCUUGUGCUCAUCAUGUUGAUUGUCUUGCCGCCUGUCCUCCAACAUUUCUAUAUCUAAUCUGUUUCCACGAGUGAUUUCUCGGCUUACGUCCACCUGGUCAACAACUCCAUCGUCGCGUACGAUAAGGACAAUUUUGGUUCUUACAACCACGAGCUGGAAACGGAGCACUAUAUGUGGUUCUACCAAAAAUUCCAGAGAUUUCUACACGAUAGCUAUUGUCCACACUUAUGACAGGGGUUGUUCUUCAGUGUGCUUUUGAGGAUAAAAUUCAAUCAACAGUAUCAUCAGUAGCAGCGGAUAUUAAAGAAGUCUCGACGUUUGACGAGUUUGACUACCGUUCUCGUCUUCUAAUCGGAUGCGUCGCAGCAGCCAAGUAUGGCCAUUCGCCAGCACAACCCGACUUCCUGCAUGAGCCACCCUUCACGUGUGAGACUUUCGGUGUGCGGUGGGAAGACGUCAAAUUUGUGCAAGAGGUAUGAUUGAGGCUGACUAUCUUCAGGUCGUUCUUCUGGGGCGGGACCUGAUUUCUACCACUAUGUAUAGCAGUUGGACAUUUCUUGUUCGAUUUGUACCAUUGUAGUCGUAUAACACAAGUUUUCUUCAUACCAAGAAGUCGAGGAGGAUGAGGAGGACGAUCUAGAGGAGACGCCGCAAGCGCGAUCAGCUAGUAGAGGUCCGUCGUCCCGAACUUUAGUCGCGGGAAGACGUAGUCGAGACGUCGUCGGCACAAGCAGUUGUAGUAGAGAUGGUACUAGUGCAUCUACAGCCUGUGCAUCAAAUGCUGGACCAGCACCAUCAAUAUCAGGACCAGGAGGCACAACUAGUACCACUAGUGAAAAUAGUAAUGCUCCUGCAAAUACUUUAACAGCUCCUGCCCUACCGAAAAUCAACAUAGCAACGACGCCACGAACCGCUAGAGUGACGCCUGUGGACAAAAGUGUUGGCAUUUUCAACAGCACGAUGCAAUCGAUGCUGCCUUAUUCGCCAAGAGAAAGCAGAAUUAUCGAGGAGGCAGGACUGAAAGUAGAAGACGUAGCGAGGGAAAGUCCGAUACAUAUUGCUCAACAUCACGUAGAGGAAGGUGGCGGAGACCUGAUUACUAGUACGAGCAAAGCUCCUGCUCUUUCAAGCGUGUCAACUACAUCACAACAAGACCAAGAUGAAAGAGAAACGCCAAAUCGAGCAGUACUAGACUCCAGUUGUGAAGGCACGACGACUGAUGCUGACGGCGGGACACUCGGGGUGCUGGGGGGUAGUAGCAGCAGUAGUAGUAGUAGUCAACAUGCAACUGGAGAACCUGAACCACGCGUCGGAGGACGAGAGCACGGUAGCACAACUGAGGACCCAACUACAACAUCUUCUAUUGACAACUCUUCUAGUGACAACUCUUCUGUUCCAGUUCAAGAUACUUCUCUCCCCAGCUCCUCCUCCUCCUUCUCUUCCUCUGCCCCUCAUCCAAGGCCAGUAACGAGGGAUGAAGAUGAGGCAUACCAGAGAUCCAGAAGUUAAGGGUUACCACAUUGCAUUCUACUUCUACACUUGCUAUUGCAUUCUUGACUUUGUAUCCUAUUUUUAUAAGAAGAAAUAAACUAUAUUCCUCGUAAGUCAGGGAUGAUCACGAGCAUCUAAAGAAUGUUCUGAAGAUGAAUGCAAUGAAAUGCGAUGUGGGGACCUCUAAAGAAGAAUGCCACCACCCGAUCCCAAAUACUGUGUGGAUACCUGGUCGUCGAAAAUAGUGCCAGAGAUGUCCAAAAUCGUCAAAAUGUCGCUAUUGGCGGUGCAGGAUGGGAUAGAGGUAUUUUUAAUGAGUUGUAGUACAACAAAAAGGGGAUUAUUGCGAGGUUUUCGAUUUCGUUGAUCUCCUGUUUCUUUCUAGCCAUUCGGUCUGUAGUUGUUCUUGACUUGUUUUUAUACUGUAGUUUUAUCCUUCUACUUCUUGACCACGUACUAGUUAUCGAGGGCACAUGACAUGACAUAUUUAAUUACUUCUAAUUAUUCUAGCAGCAGACGGCGCGCGCAUUUGACAAUUCGAAAUUCGUUCCUUGUUUCUUGACCUUCUCUCAGAUUAUCACGACAACUCAGAUUAUCACGACCACAACUAUUGAUACACUCCAAGAACAUUUUUUCACUUCUUGGAGUCCACGUGGUCACCUCCACCGAACCUUGAUCAGCAUCGCAAGAACAGCAUGGAGCUUUUCGGGUACGAUUUCAUGCUAGAUGAAGACCUCAAGGUGUGGCUGAUCGAAGUAAACAGCUCGCCAGCCAUGGACUACUCGACGCCAGUGACAACGCCUCUAGUGAAAAAAGUGAUGGAGGAUUUGGCGAAAGUGGUCGUGGAUUUACCGAAUAGUUCACCUACUACUGGUACUAGUUCUCCUGAACAAGAUUCAGCUUCUACAACUACAAGUCCUCCAAAGCGUGACACUGGUGAAUGGGAGUUGAUCUAUCAAGGGGCGACAGGAUUGAGGAAGCCUACGUUUCUGGGGAAGUUAGAGGUGCUAGGGAAACAAAUCGCAAUUUGCACCAAUAAUAACGGAGGAGGAGGCGGAAAAAAAAGAAAAUCGUCUUCAACAUCUUCAUGAUGGUCCUCGUGAUAUUGAUGGAAUGGUGCUUAAAGAAAAAAAAGUCAAACAGGGAUGUGAAUGUCCUAGAGGUGGGAGAGCAUACCGAAUGUAAAUCCUAGAGGUGGGACAGUGAAAUUUAGAUUUUCAUUUCGAUGUUUAAUGAAAAGUAGCUCAAUGAAGAAAUACGCAAGGGCCAAAUUGAUAGGAGAUACUCUAAUUUAUUAGGUUUGUCGUCGUUGCACCAUAGUCACAUGAAAUUAAGCAUUGUUUGAUACCUCCGUAGUCAUCUUAGCACUUACAACGAAAACGUUAUCAAGAAAGGUAAAGAUCAUGAUCACAGCUAACAUGUUUUCGUACUUUGCUCCUCGGCAUUAGGACGCGUCAAGAAUAUCCAUGCUAUAACACCACGGCCCCGACGAGUCAUAAAUUAACUUUCACGAGAGUAUGUUAUAGUAGUGAAUGGUCCUGGUAUUUGCAUUUGGUUACCUGAUUUUGAUGAUAAGGAAAACAAGAAGAGAAUCCUUGUGAUCAAAUUCAGGCUACCAAAUACCAAAACCAUACAAGUUGUACUAGAAGAUGCAAUGUGAUAGUAAUCAUCUUCGACGUCAUGCACAGCUUUAUUAGUCAAGAACAUCACAGCAAAGUAGGAGAUCAAGAUGAUGGAUAUCGAUAUCAUAAAAAAAUGAGCGAUCGCAGCUUCAUCCGUUUCUUCAUGUCCUGACAAAGCUGUUUCUCAGCAAGAAGGUGCUGUAUCAAGAUUCUUAGCACGUAUCAUGGGCGACUCCGCGAUCGGUUGCGCAGUCGUGCUCGCAGGCUACAACAUUUUUGAACAGAUUAUGUUAAAAUAAGUGAAUCGAUUCAUUGGCACUGCCUUUUUCGCAUUUAAUGUCUUCCACGACUAGUAGAGAACUCGCAUUUAAUGUCUUGUAGACCGCUUUUCCUGCUGGAGCAGAGCUCGCAGAAAACGCAUUUAAUGUCGUGUAGAUCAUCCAGUAUAGAGGCACCACCACUCAGGGUUGUAGUUAGUCUUUUUUGCUUAGUCGUAAACGUGAUGCAUGUUGGAUCAUUGUUUCUUAUUGAAGACAUCUCUACUACUACUUACUCCCGUUUUUUCAUCAUGUUGAUCACCAGAGAAGCCAGCGUCUUCAAAUGAUUUCCUUCUUGUCCUCGUGGCAGUGUGUUGAGUAGAUGAAGCUCAACGAAGUAAACACCAGGACGAUUGGACCUUUUUCCGUAAAAGUUCCGCCCAAAGC
Molecule: messenger RNA, 10536 nt
Organism: Amoebophrya sp. A25
Lineage: Eukaryota; Dinophyceae; Syndiniales; Amoebophryaceae
Source: the annotation of a GenBank genome assembly